This is a messenger RNA of Coregonus sp. 'balchen', 9260 nucleotides long. The record is from the annotation of a GenBank genome assembly. Lineage: Eukaryota; Metazoa; Chordata; Actinopteri; Salmoniformes; Salmonidae.
UCCUCAGCAGCUACUAUGGACCUGACUCUGUGGCAGUACCAGUUCAGGAUCAUCAUGUUAGGGGACACGACAGUUGGUAAGUCGUCCCUGCUGAAGCGUUACACAGAGGAGAUGUUUCUGGACUGCAUCAACCAGACAGUAGGGGUGGACUUCUACGUGCACUUCCUGGAGGUGAAGCCUGGCGUUAGGGUCAAACUGCAGUUCUGGGACACAGCAGGCCAGGAGAGGUUCAGGUAAAGAACAGUACUGUGCUGUAUUACCACAACAACACAUUCAUUCAGCCUACAACAUCACUCCAUUCUGUAAUGUUAGCUAUUCAUUUACUAAUCCACCACACCACUACUUUGCUGACUUGAGGGACCUGCUUUCUACUCCAUGGCAUAAAUCAUGUAAAGACGUAAUUACAAGACAUAAUGCUAGGAUCUGCACAAACAGGGUAUUCUACAGAGGCUCAGUGGGAUAGGAUUGUUCCCAUAAAAGAAUAAUUCUUACUAGUAAGAACUAACCAUAGUGACAACAGGAAAUACAAGGCUUGCCUUGAUAUGGGGCAGAAUGCACCCUUUCCCUUCAGAGAGCUGCAACUUCCCCUCUCUCUUUUCCUUCUCUGCACACCACUACAAUGUUCAUGCAAAUGCAAUACCCUGAUAAACUACCAGCUCUUUGAUUUGGGUAUUUUCCACAAUAGGAGUAUUUAUCAGUCUUUGCCUAAACGAAAAUCCAACAAACACAAUAGAACCUGUAUGGGAGUAAGGUGCAUCAGACCCUCCCUCCUUAUAGAAUGUAAUGAACAACCGGGGUGUAGACAGCAAGGUGUAACGUCUGCAGAUACCGUAGAUAUAUAGCUAGGUUACUGUAUUCAAUGUGAAUAAAAUACUCACAUUUGCUCUAUUUCGUAUUUCUAACUUUAAUGCUAUGAACAUUCCAGCCAGUGUUGGGGUCAAUUCCAAUUUCAUUUGAAAUGUUUAAUUAAAUUUGAUUCUUCACAUUAUACAUUUACAUUUUAGUCAUUUAGCAGACGCUCUUAUCCAGAGCGACUUACAGUUACUGAGUGCAUACAUUUUUCAUACUGGCCCCCUGUGGGAAACGAACCCACAACCCUGGCAUUGCAAGCGCCAUGCUCUACCAACUGAGCUACAGGGGAGUGUCGCUGCACAGCUAUUUUCAGGUCUCUCCAGAGAUGUUUGAUCGGGUUUAAGUCCGGGCUCUGGCUGGGCCACUCAAGGAAAUUCAGAGACUUGUCCCGAAGCCACUCCUGCGUUGUCUUGGCUGUGUGCUUAGGGUUGUUGUCCUGUUGGAAGGUGAACCUUUGCCCCUGUCUGAAGUCCUGAGCGCUCUGGAGCAGGUUUUCAUCAAGGAUCUCUCUGUACUUUGCUCCGUUCAUCAUUGCCUCGAUCCUGACUAGUCUCCCAGUCCCUGCCGUUGAAAAACAUCCCCACAGCAUGAUGCUGCCACCACCAUGCUUCACCAUAGGGAUGGUGCCAGGUUUCCUCCUUUAGGCAAACUCCAAGCAGGCUGUCAUGUGCCUUUUACUAAGGAGUGGCUUCUGUCUGGCCACUCUACCAUAAAGGCCUGAUUGGUGAAGUGCUGCAGAGAUGGUUGUCCUUCUGGAAGGUUCUCCCAUCUCCACAGAGGAGCUCUGGAGCUCUGUCAGUGUGACCAUCGGGUUUUUGGUCACCUCCCUGACCAAGGCCCUUCUCCCCCGAUUGCUCAGUUUGUCUGGGCAGCCAGCUCUAGAAAGAGUCUUGGUGGUUCCAAACUUCUUCCAUUUAAGAAUAAUGGAGGCCACUGUGUUCUUGGGGACCUUCAAUGCUGCAGAAAUGUUUUGGCACCCUUCCCCAGAUCUCUGCCUCGACACAAUCCUGUCUCUGAGUUCUACGGACAAUUCCUUCGACCUCAUGGGUUGGUUUUUGCUCUGACAUGUACUGUCAACUGUGGGACCUUAUAUACAGUACCAGUCAAAAGUUUGGACACACCCACUCACUCAAGGGUCCCUCUCCAUUUUUACAGUUUUCUACAUUGUAGAACAAUAGCGAAGACAUCAAAACCAUGAAACAACACAUAUGGAAUCAUGCAGCAACCAAAAAAGUGUGAAUGAAACUCAGCAUAUGUGGGAACUCCUUCAAGACUGUUGGAAAAGCAUUCCAGGUAAAGCUGGUUGAGAGAAUACCAAGAGUGUGCAAAGCUGUCAUCAAGGCAAAGGGUGGCUACUUUGAAGAAUAUAAAAUAUAUUUUGAUUUGUUUAACACUUUUUUUGUUACUACAUGAUUUGUCCCACAAUCUCGAUGUGCUCCAUAACCGCAAGGUGUGUCCGCUCCCUCAUGCUUGUGUACCCAAAAUGCCCCCGCUUUGGGGUAUUUUCCAGCAGGGCACUGUGGAAUGACUCCCGAUAACCUUCACCUUGAGCAGGGCUAGGGGUUGGAAGAGCAUAUUGGUGGAAUUGGAAUUGAAUUGGAAUUAGAAUUCAGUUGGAAUUGUAUUUUGUUCUUCUUUAAAAAAAAAAUUGGAAUUUAAUAGUCUCUCUGAAUUCAAAGACUGACCUGGAAUUUUAAUUUCAUUUAAUGACAUUUACAGGGUGAGUGAAUUAAAUUAAAUUUGAAUUUGUGGAAUUAACCCAAACUCUGAUUCCAGCCACCUGAAUAAGCCCAAGAUUGUGCCCACAUGUGUUCUGAUCAUCCAUCUAAUCCUCUGUGACUCACCACAGCCAAACAAAAUAUUCCCUGUGAAUCAAUGGUUAUGAGUUUAUUUUGUUAACUGUUACAUACUUGCACAAUUGACCAUAGUGCAAGCAUUCCUUAUAGUCUGGCUUAUCAUUAUCUGUCUCCCUCUCUAUCCCAUGAGUUGAUAUUCAGUGUUGGGGAGUAAUGAACUACAUAUAGUUCAACUAGUAAUUGAACUACAUUGUGCUGUAGGUUGGUGGUAAUUGAACCACAUUAAAAAUCUUGGUAGUGUUUUAAGUAGUUAACUUUUGUUGUUGCCAUUCUAACUACACACUACUUUUUGGCUCAAAUAAAAUAUGGGUGUAGUAGGUAAGAAUUGUCUUUCUUUUUUUGGCAUCAGACCUGCCUAAUUGUCACUCGAAACAUAGUUUUUGUGUUUAAUAGGCCAUGUUACACAUUCAGUUAAAGGACCAAUCAGACGUUUUUAUAUCAAUAUCAAAUACUUUCUGCGUAACAAUUAAGUAUAUUUCUUAAAUUAAAAUGGGCAAAAAUACUUCCAUUAAAAUGGGCAAAAAUAGCUUUUUAGCAAAAAACUGAAAACUAGCUGUUAUUGCUUUGAAUUGGUCAGUAGCCUACAGAGUAGUAUGAGAAGAAUGCAACUGCUGAAUUUAUGUAGAUAUUCUAAACUUAGUGUUUUAAUAACUUUCAAAUGUAGUAACAGGUCCAUACAGAAUAAACAACCCUUCACAUAAUACCAUACAAUCAGUGUUCUGCUAAAAUAACAAUGUGCACCUUUCACCUUUCAUUGUAUUUCCCAGCCAAUAAAGAUACUGUGCCUAUCAACAUUUUGUCUGGUGGUAAUGGGGCUACCUUGGCAAACAUGUCAGAGUGGUCAUACCUUCUUGUGUGGUGUCCUGUAUACACCAGGAGUUCCCUGAUCCUGGUGCAGAAUACACAGGGUUUCUCCCUCCCCAUAAGUAAAAGUUGUCUAGUAAAAUGUUAAUGCCGUGCCAGGUUUCUCUCCAUUCAGAGACAUCAGUAUCAAGCCUGUCUGUAAUUCUGGACUUCAUCACAUCAUAUUGCAAGUCUCCAUGAGCUGGCUCCAUACAUGUUUCUGUGAACACAUACUGUACACACAUAGUCACCAAUGGCAGUUAGGAUAGGUGAUAUCUGACACAAACAGGUACUACAGUGCAUUUGGAAAGUAUUCAGACCCCUUGACUUUUUCCACAUUUUGUUACGUUACAGCCUUAUUCUAAAAUGGACAAAAUAAAAACAUUUCUUCAUCAAUCUGCACACAAUACCCCAUAAUGACAAAGCAAAAACAGGUUUUUAGAUUUCUUUAGCAAAUUCAUAAAAAAUUAAAAACAGAAAUACCUUAUUUUAAUAAGUAUUCAGACCCUUUGCUAUGAGACUCGAAAUUGAGCUCAGGUGCUUCCUGCUUCCAUUGAUCAUUUGACCACCAGCCAAACUGAGCAAUCGGGGGAGAAGGGCCUUGGUCAGGGAGGUGACCAAGAACCCGAUGGUCACUCUAACAGAGCUCCAGAGUUCCUCUGUGGAAAUGGGAGAACCUUCCAGAAGGACAACCAUCUCUGUAGCACUCCACCAUUCAGGCCUUUAUGGUAGAGUGGCCAGAUGGAAGCCACUCCUCAGUAAAAGGCACAUGACAGCCCGCUUGGAGUUUGCCAAAAGGCACCUAAAGGACUCUCAGACCUUGAGAAACAAGAUUCUCUGGCGUUAUAACGAAAACAGUGUGACUUGAAGAGCUUUUACACUGUGUAUAUCAGGUACACAUCCUUUACAUUAUGUAGAAAAUAUCAAGGAGGAAGACAAUGUUUUCGUGAAGAUAAGAAUGUGAUUGAUAAUAAUUUUGCCUCGUAACUAGCCACGCCCGACGGAGCUCAGAGAGCAUGUCAGUAUGAUGGAAACGCACCUCUUUACCAGAGUGCAUAAAAGAUUGAGUUAAGAAUGAUCAGAUCAGACUAGACAGACCUCAAGCUGCAGCUUUUGUCCAUAUUGGUCCCGACCUUGAAAAUCAACACGAGGUGAAGACGACAAAGUUGCCUCCACUAACAAUCAAUGUUACGGCUGAGUAGCUGUUCUUAGUACUGUAUCUAAGAAGGUGAAUUUAAGUGGGACCAUCCUGUUACUCUCUUCAAACCAUCAUCUACUACACUGCUCUCAUCACCCAGGGGAUCAUCGACACGGCUGAUUAGCCGUCCUCAGAAGACCACUUCCAGAACAAGUGAACGUAAACAGACGACUAAGAAGGACAUUGUGACCUCUUGUGGACAAUCUGAGCCUUACAUCUGAGCCUUACAUCUAAAAGGCCAUCCGAAAGAGAAGGCCCAAUCGACCCCUUCCCACGAAUGCCUGGGUCCAACAAAGAUACACGACGAAGACCUCCAACACGUAAAUACAUGCAUUACUUUUCUUUUAGGAUUACUGUGAGCGUAGGUCCAUGUGUAUCCAAGUGUUUUCUCUCUCUCUCAUCUUUAACUCGCCAUCUUUAGUAACAAGUGUCAUAUUGUGUUAGUCCGCUAGGGACCCGUUUUCAAUGUAUUAAGUUUCUAAUCCCUACCUAUACCGUGUAUGUGUUUGUAUCUUGUGAUAUCAUUUUUAAAUAGUUAGUAAAUAAAUAAUUAAAUCAAUUUGUGUAGUACGGAAUGAUAAGUAAGACCCGGGUUCGUGCAGACUUAAAGAGUCUACGACUUUCAGAAUGAGACUGAUAUGAGGUAAAUGAUUAAUAAAUGACUGUUAAACGAUAAGAGAUAUCUAGAUAUCUUUAGAGUUAAUUCGGGAAACGGUAACUCAUUAAACAACUUUUCCGGUGGUGCCCCAAAUUCCUAAUGAGUUAAUUGUUGUAGGAUUUAAUUUAAUCUAGUAACAAUUAAACAUAGUAGGUAAUUAUUCGAUAAAUAAUAGUCAUCAUAAUAAUGAGAGUCACGUCACGACACCGUAUAGGGCUUUUCGGUCUCAAACGGCUGUGAUCCUUUGAACGCGUUGGGGGUGAUGAAACAACGGAGCCCCAUUCAAUGAGGGGGUUCAUUUAUCUGGCCCGGAUUACCACGGUGGGAGGAGUUUGAACCGGGUGAAAAGUGAUCAUUUCUUUUCGCAGUUGCUCCAUUUGUUUUUGUGAAGGUUCUAUAUCCAUUUGGGAGGGGAUGUUGGGGAAGUUCUGUGCAACUUACUUGGCAAUCUACACCAAAAAGGAAAAUACAGUUUUUGACCUAAUUGUCACAUAACAGCUAACCAUUCAUUAUUGAAAAUAUAACUAUCAAACCUGUAUUACAAAGACCCCACAGCUGAAGGUGUCCUGCUGCAUGGUGGGAGUUAUUUUCCCUCCUUUCCACUUUAUGUCCUCCCAGUCGUCUUUUCCAUGGCAGGAUCUUCUCAUUUUCAAGUAUUCUCUUUUUUAUGUAAACAUAAUGGAAUUCUGAUUAGUUAUAGGCAAAUGAAUACACAGGCCAAAACGGUAUGCUGUUUUCCUUAUCAGCAUAAUCUAGUAGAGGUAAUUUCCUUUAUGCCCCAUUCUACACAGCCUAAAUUAUAGGCACUGAACCAUUUACAGGAGAAUAAUACAAGUAGCAUAUACUCUCUUUUUCCCCAAAUGACUUCUGAGUGUGGGUGUCCACUGUGCAGCAAUGUCCACACCUACUGGGUCUCGGGUUUACAGAUUGAAGUCUAAUAGUGUGAGAUGAAAGUAGACAAACAACAGAGUGUGCGAUAUGAAGGCAUAGUGAGUAAUAAAAUGUAUGUACUUUGUUUACGCUCCCUAACUAAUUCAACUAGGAAUAUGGAAUGCUGCUAACAUUUCCACGUUUAUUAGCUUUGGAAAGCAAAUUCAUAUCCAAAUUGUGAAAAUAAGACCUGUGCAAUGUUGUGCGCAGUUUUUCCAACAUCAUGACACUUAUUUGGAGCCUGUGGCUCAAGUGGUUUGAAAGCUAUUGAGGUUUGAAGCGCGAAUAGCUGCCGAAUAUCCAACCUGAAACUGUCUUUACCUCGGUCACAUAUCGCACAUGCAUGUUAUUGUGGUGGCUCAGCAUUGUGGGUUCGGAUUCUCGGGGCUACCCAUACGGAAAAUGUAUGUACGCAUGACUGUAAGUUGCAUCUGCUAAAUGGCACAUGUAUUAUUACAUCUCAUUCCAAAAUCCUGGGCAUUAAUAUGGAGUUGGUCCCCCCUUUGCUGCUAUAACAGCCUCCACUCUUCUGGGAAGGCUUUCCACUAGAUGUUGGAUCAUUGCUGCGGGGACUUGCUUCCAUUCAGCCACAAGAGCAUUAGUGAGGUCGGGCACUGAUGUUGGGAGAUUAGGUCUGGCUCACAGUUGGCGUUCCAAUUCAUCCCAAAGGCUUUUCGAUGGGGUUGAGGUCAGGGCUCUGUGCAGGCCAUUCAAGUUCUUCCACACUGAUCUCGACAAACCAUUUCUGUAUGGACCUCGCUUUGUACACGGGGCAUUGUCAUGCUGAAACAGGAAAGGGCCUUCCCCAAACUGUUGCCACAAAGUUGGAAGCGGAAGCACAGAAUGGUCUAGAAUGUAUGCUGUAGCGUUAAGAUGUCCCUUCACUGAAACUAAGGGGCCUAGCCCGAACCAUGAAAAACAGCCCCAGAACAUUAUUCCUUCUCCACCAAACUUUACAGUUGGCACUAUGCAUUGGGGCAGGUAGUGUUCUCCUGGCAUCCACCAAACCCAGAAAUGUCAGUCAGACUGCCAGAUGGUGAAGUGUGAUUCAUCACUCCAGAGAAUGCGUUUCCAAUGCUCCAGAGUCCAAUGGAGGCGGGCUUUACACCACUCCAGCCGACACUUGGCAUUGGGUAUGGUGAUCUUAGGCUUGUGUGCGGCUGCUCGUCCAUGGAAACCCAUUUCAUGAAGCUCCCGAUGAAAAGUUAUUGUGCUAAUGUUGCUUCCAGAGGUAGUUUGGAACUCGGUAGUGAGUGUUGCAACCGAGGACAGACGAUCUUUAUGCUCUACGCGCUUCAGCACUUGGCGGUCCCAUUCUGUGAGCUUGUGUGGCCUACCGCUUAGCGGCUGAGCCGUUAUUGCUCCUAGACGUUUCCACUUCACAAUAACAGAACUUACAGUUGACCGGGGCAGACAUUUCACGAACUGAGUUGUUGGAAAGGUGGCAUCCUAUGACGGUGCCACGUUGAACGUCACUGAGCUCUUCAGUAAGGCCAUUCUACUGCCAAUGUUUGUCAAUGGAGAUUGCAUGGCUGUGUGCUCGAUUUUAUACACCUGUCAGCAACAGGUAUGGCUGAAAUAGCCGAAUCCACUAAUUUGAAGGGGUGUCCACAUACUUUUGCAUAUAUAGUGUAUAUAUAGUGUAUAUGUUCCUCUGUAGCUCAAUUGGUAGAGCAUGGCGCUUGUAAAGCCAGGGUAGUUGGUUCGAUCCCCGGGACCACCCAUACAUAAAAAUGUAUGCACACAUGACUGUAUGUCGCUUUGGAUAAAAGCGUCUGCUAAAUGGCAAAUUAUUAUAUUAUUUUAUAUUAUGUCAAUCUCUCCUGGCUCAAAGUUGAGGAGAUAAUGAUUGCGUCACUAUUGGUCACAGUUCGGACACUCAUUGAUAUCACACAAGACAUGCAAUCAGAGGUCUCUUCACAGUCCCCAGGUCCAGAACAGAGGCCGGGAAACACACAAUAUAAAAAAGAGCCAUGACUAAAUGGAACUCUCUGCCACCCCAGGUAACUCAAGCUAGCAAUAAAACGAUUUCACAGCUAUUCUUUCAAAAUAAUACAGUAUUUAUUUAUUGUAAGACACAUAUUGAUGCAAUCAGUCAAUGGUGCCACCUGUCAAUGAUUUUAGACAGUGGAAUAAUAAUGGUUUCUCUGUCCAGAUCUGUCUACACUGCGUCUGACUACCUCUACUGAAAAACUACUAGGGGUUGUUCAAAGAUGAUGCCUAUUCUGGUGAAACCUCCCUUCAAUGAAUACCACAUCCUCUUUUGUAGAUGUAAUAGACAGAGGUCAACUAAGUUCCUCCAUACAUAGUCAACAUUAGCCUAAUGUAGGUUAACAUUUACCAAUGUGUAUAAGUUCAUAGUAAUUAUCACAACAUAUCUGCUGAUCAUUGAUUCACAUCCAUAAAUUCAUUCCAUUUUUUUUAACAAUUUACACAAUUCCUUUAACUUUUUGAUUAUUUGUUUUUAUUUUCUCUCAGGUCAGUGACUCGGUCCUACUACCGUAACUCAGUGGGGGGCCUGCUGGUGUUUGACCUGACUAACCGCGCCUCCUUUGAGCAUGUGCAGGAGUGGCACGCAGAGGUGUGUGAACAUGUGAAGCCCCAUACUGUGCUGUUUGUACUUGUGGGCCACAAGAAUGACCGGGUGGCCCAGGGAGAGCGGGUGGUGGGCCAUAACGAGGCAGAGAAACUGGCAGGCCAGCUGGGGAUGCCCUACAUCGAGGCGUCGGCUAAGACGGGUCAGUGUGUGACGGAGGCCUUCGAACUGCUGACCCGCCGGGUGUACCAGGGCCUGUUGAGCGGGGAGGUGCAGCUACAAGAGGGCUGGGACGGGGUGAAGUGCUUGGCUCCACAUGCUUCACUAGUAAAGCUACAGAAGCCCAGGAUCAAUAGACCCAACAACAGAAAGAAGUGCUGUUCCUGA